AUGCUACACAACCAAUCUAUUUCCUUAAAGUCCAAAUCACGAUUUGUAGUUUCAAACGAGGCGCGAAAAAGAUUGAGGGAUAUCAUAAGUUCACGUUUAUGUUUCCUUUGUAUACCUUUCAAAGAAUGUAGAGCUUCCGCCCGUUACUCAAGCAUUGCCCAACUCGACAUCGUGAAUAAGACAAUAACUCCAAUCACAUACAUCAUCAAAACACCAAGUAACUUCAACACAGGCUUGAACUUUUCCCAACACGUAGCGUUUGCGCUCACGUCGACACUCGUGCUGUAUUCACUUCGACACUGGUUGAGACCCUGUCUUAAAAUCGGUCUGGGCACUGACAUGGACACUUGCUUCGACACAGGUUUAGGCACUGGCAUGGUUGCACUCGCUCUUAACGCUGCUUUGGGCACUGGCGUCUACCACUUAAAGGGUUUCUGCACUGGCGUCGAUACUUGUGCUGUACUCGCACUAACACGGAUGAAGGUCCCAUGGAGGGCGCAGUCAUUUUCAACACUCUCUUUAGAUACUUACAGACACUCGCUUCGACACAGAUUUAGAGCACUGGCAUGGCAACUCGGUUUCGCAUUGGCUUGCAACUUUGCUUUCAACACUGCUUUGGGCACUGGCGUCUACCACUGGAGGGGUAUCUGCACUGGCGUCGAUACUCGUGCUGUAUUCGCUUCGACACUGGGCGCGAUGCACUUCCUUCAACACUGGAGUGUGGGCACUGACAUGGACACUCGCUUCGACACAGGUUUAGGCACUGGCAUGGUUGCACUCGCUCUUAACACUGCUUUGGGCACUGGCGUCUACCACUUGAAGGGUUUCUGCACUGGCGUCGAUACUUAUGCUGUACUGGCUCUAACACGGAUGAAGGCCCCAUGGAGGGCGCAGUCGCUUUCAACACUCGUUUGGGUACUUACAGACACUCGCUUCGACACAGGUUUAGGCUUUUGGCAUGGCACUCGCUAACACUGGCUCGCAACUGGCUUUCGAUACUGCUUUCGGUACUGGCAUUCGCAAACGGAAGGGUAAUUAAUUAAUGAAGCAAA
Mucor mucedo is the source of this 1052-nucleotide messenger RNA. RefSeq lists its product as uncharacterized. The transcript has 5 exons. The coding region runs from base 1 to 972 and encodes 323 amino acids. The record is from RefSeq and is a predicted model, not a curated record. NCBI's taxonomy places the organism in Eukaryota, Fungi, Mucoromycota, Mucoromycetes, Mucorales, Mucoraceae.